This is a messenger RNA of Rhopalosiphum padi (bird cherry-oat aphid), 1628 nucleotides long. Its product is annotated as deoxynucleoside kinase-like. The record is from RefSeq and is a predicted model, not a curated record. Gene Ontology annotation, cellular component: cytoplasm; mitochondrion. Gene Ontology annotation, molecular function: deoxynucleoside kinase activity; ATP binding. Gene Ontology annotation, biological process: nucleobase-containing compound metabolic process. Bases 676 to 1344 code for a protein of 222 amino acids. NCBI's taxonomy places the organism in Eukaryota, Metazoa, Arthropoda, Insecta, Hemiptera, Aphididae. The transcript has 6 exons.
CGUUCGCCGGCAGUAAGAGCACGCGGGCCACAUAUUUGAUACAAUGAUACUAUCUACUAUCGUAUUAAAUAAUUUGCAAUUUUUUUCAAAAUAAGAUAAGUCUACCAAAGUUUAAAACGUAAAUCCAUAUCACAGCUGCGGCGAUAGGCAAAAUCUUUCCCGCCUUUAUUUUAUCAAUAGAACAACUCUGUUCAGUCUCGGCUUAACAAUUACUACAAUAAAUGAGAAUACGUAUAAUAAGAUACACACAAAAAAAAACCAUCGUUUAUAAUAUAAUAUAUGUUGAUAUAGCAGGUGGAGAUUUGCAAGUUACAAGUGGUCGUUCAACUCGUAAGUCGUAGUAGAAAUUAGUUAACGUAGCAUCGUAGCACUAUAAGUGCUUAAACCGCGAAAACGAGUGUAGUAUUCACUAUUCAGCAUUCAGUAACCGGUUCACGUUUAAUGUUUAACCUGUUGUUAACAAAACAACAAAGUGACAAGCUUUAUGAGGAACCGAAGCAGUAAUUGAAGCAUUCCUGUUCCAUUUCGAAGUUUGCAUCGUUUUUCCUUCUUAACGUGUAGUCUCAAUAACCAUAGUCAUACAGCUAUACUGGCUCUCAUUGUCUUUUUUGUUGUUUUUACUGCUUUUCAUCUAUUCUUUGUUACUGCUACAUAGAUAUAAAACAGUUUCAUUACAUGAAAAUGCAAGUAAUUAAAAAACCAUUCCGUGUAGCAAUUGAAGGAAAUGUUGGGUCUGGAAAAUCAACAUUAAUAAAGUAUUUUGAAAACUUUAAGGAAGUUGAAACAAAUGCUGAACCAAUAGAAUCAUGGAGAGAUAUAAAUGGUCAUAACUUACUUCAACUGACAUACUCAGAUCCUCACAGAUGGAAUUUUGCUUUUCAACAUAAUGUACAACUAAGUCGUUUGAAUUUACAGUCAAAAACUACGAAUAAAGACAUACAAAUGUUUGAACGAUCUUUACAAAAUAAUAGAUAUUGUUUUGUGGAGAUGGCUCAUGACAAAGGAUUAUUAUCUAGUCCUGAAUAUGGAGUAAUGUGCCAAUGGUAUGAAUACAUUGAAGCAAAUGUAGACAUUGGAUUAGAUCUAAUUGUUUAUCUAAGAAGUUUACCUGAUAUAGUAUAUACAAGAAUGCAACGUCGCAAUCGUCCAGAAGAACGUACUGUAAAACUUGAUUAUUUGGCAGAUCUUCAUGAAUAUUAUGAAAAAUGGUUAAUAAAGAAAUAUUAUAAUCUCCCAUAUCCAUUAUUGGUGAUAGAUGUCAACAAAGACUUAUCUGAUAAUCAGCUUAUAGAUAUAUAUAAAACUUAUGAAGAUAGAAUAUUAGGAAAAAUACCAGUUUUAUAAUGUUGUAUUGUAUGUAAUACAUUUUACAGAGUAAGUGAUUUCAUGUUUUAUCAAAGUAACUCUUAUAAAGAUUAAUUUUUAAGUUAUUUUUUAUUUUUUAAUAGUUUUACAUUUGUAUUAAUUUGCAUCUUCUUAAAAAAAAAAACAAUACUUUUUAAUUUGUAUAACAUUAAACAUUGUUACCUUAACUUUAUUUUAGACCAUUUUCUCAAACGUUUAACUCUAAAUAUUUUACAUGUUAGUUAUAUCAAUCAAAUAUUUAAUAAAGAGUACACAUAUUUACA